AUGCCCAUGCUCAGCCAAAAGAGCGGACCCGCCUCAUUCGCAUACCAUCUUCCACGAAGGCGAUUUUCGCGAUACUUCACACUCGCCAUAAGCGCAGUGCUCUUCAUUUUCAUAUGGUACCUCAUACGGUCGUCUUGGGCGAGCAGGGCAGAGGUACAGCUGGGCUUGAAGAAACCACCGCCUCCUCCUCCGGCAUGGGAGCAGUUUCCAUUCCUGAAGAGAUACCAUGGCGGUAUCAGAACGCUGGUCAGCCGGACGGAGAAUACUCCAGAAUACCCCGUGGACAACGAUGAGGAGGUGAAGAGACUGCAGGACGAGGCGUUGAGGCAGAAGGAGCAGCAGGACCUACAAGUUAGCAAGGAGAAAGGCUUCCAGAAGCGAGCUGCGCUCGCAAGUCUGCGAUUCGAUCCAUACAGCACGAGUAACGUGAAUGGCGACUUUGAGAUGCCAGUCAAAUGCUAUUUGGACAACAAGACCAAACUGGAGAUUCCACAGCUGUUGAGCUAUCAGGGCGUGACGAAAGGCUUUCCGAAUCCAGUCAUGGGCAGCUAUGAUAUCUUCGGACUGAGAGACGACAUAUGCUUUGAAAGAUAUGGCAGACUGGGACCGUACGGGUAUGGCUACAGCAGGAAGUUUGGUGGCAGUGGUGCUGGUAUGGAGGGUGAAAAGGAAGGCUCCGAGCAAGUCUGGAAAGGCUACGAAGAAGAGGUGAACUACAAAAACGUGCAGUGGGCAGAAGCGCAGGAACGCUGCAUCAAGGACAACGCGCAUCGCUUCAAGCCGGCGCCCAAAUUGCAGCGGAACCACUUCUUUACGUCUAUGGCUCUAGGUGGGCCAGCGAAAGAGAAGCAGAGUGAAGACCAAGUUCCGGAGAAGACUCUGAGCGGAAAGCAGUAUCUCAACCGCACAGCAGUCAUUAUUCGAACGUGGUGGGACUACAACUAUGACGACGAGGAUCUGUUCUACCUGCGAGCUCUGGUGAACGAGUUAAGUCUACACUCUGGAGCAGAAUAUGACGUGCACUUUCUCAUCCACGUCAAAGACGACAACAUGCAGAUAUGGGCAGACGAGGACACCUAUCAGCGCGUACUUAAUGACGCAUUACCUGCCGAAUUCAGAGGCAUGGGUACAUUGUGGUCGGAGCGGCAAAUGGGCCUGAUCUAUGGCGGUGUUGCAGAGUCAUUCUACCGCGACCUUCCAGUACAUGGCGCAUAUCGAAGUACGUACAUGCCGAUGCAAUACUUUGCACACAUGCACCCAGAAUACGAGUUUCUAUGGCAUUGGGAGAUGGAUAUCCGCUAUACGGGCAACUUUUAUCACCUCUUCAAGCAGGUCUCGCAAUGGGCAAAACAGCAGCCGAGAAAGGGACUGUGGGAACGAAACGGCCGCUUUUACGUUCCUGCCGAGCAUGGAACCUGGGAAGAGUUCAAGCAGAUGGUGCGCGUCCAGACUCAGCACGGCACAGCGCAGAAAGCUUCGGUUUAUGGCAAGCUGGCGGCAGAUGCUGGCUCAAAACAUCCAAUGGACGAGGAGUCACGUAGGGCCGAGAACGCAAUUUGGGGUCCACUGCGACCAACUGGAGAAGGCGACGAGACAGACUUGCCAGACUCAGAUCCUCAGCCUCCAACAACCUACGACAAGGACAACUAUGAAUGGGGCGUCGGUGAGGAAGCAGACUUCAUCACCUUCAACCCACUCUUCGAUCCUCACAACACGAAUUGGAUCCUUGCCGAGGAUGUCACAGGCUAUAACACAACGGAAGGAUACCCUCCACGCAGGACGGCUAUUAUCACAGCUUCACGUCUCAGUCGAAGACUAUUGGAGACAAUGCAUCGAGAGACAGCGCUCAAACGUCACACCAUGUUCUCCGAGAUGUGGCCUGGCAGCUGCGCUCUGCAUCACGGAUACAAGGCUGUCUACGCACCACAUCCGGUCUAUGUCGAUCGUGCAUGGCCUACAAGCUAUCUGGCAGCCAUAUUCAAUAAUGGCAUCAACGGCGCUGCAGGCGGUGCACGGACUAGCGUCUUCUCGGAUGAGAGACAGCACAACUUCCUCGGCACGACAUGGUACUACCACGCUGGCUUCUCUCCCAAUCUGUGGAAGAGAUGGCUGGGUUUCAAGGUAGACAAUGAUGGUGGUGAGGAGUACGAAAAGGCGAACGAAGGCAGGAUGUGCUUACCUGCAAUGCUACUACAUCCUGUAAAGCAAGUGGAUAUGAUAUACGAACAUCGGGAAGGCGAAUGA
Messenger RNA from Pseudocercospora fijiensis CIRAD86, 2244 nucleotides. RefSeq lists its product as uncharacterized. The record is from RefSeq and is a predicted model, not a curated record. NCBI's taxonomy places the organism in Eukaryota, Fungi, Ascomycota, Dothideomycetes, Mycosphaerellales, Mycosphaerellaceae. The coding region runs from base 1 to 2244 and encodes 747 amino acids. The transcript has a single exon.